AUGUCUGCUCUUUUCAACUUCCAGUCGUUGCUUCUCGUGAUUCUCCUGAUAAUCUGCACGAGCAGCUAUGCUCACUCGAUAAUGCCGGGGAUCAUGGACCGGAACCAGAAUGGAAUCUUUGGGAUCUUCUGGAAGUGUGCUCGGGUCGGAGAGCGACUUAGCCCGUACGUCAGCAUAUGCUGUGUCGUGAUGGCAGUCUCGAUCUUCUUCGGUGGUUAA
This is a messenger RNA of Penicillium crustosum, 219 nucleotides long. Its product is annotated as protein kish. Gene Ontology annotation, biological process: protein secretion; intracellular transport. The coding region runs from base 1 to 219 and encodes 72 amino acids. Lineage: Eukaryota; Fungi; Ascomycota; Eurotiomycetes; Eurotiales; Aspergillaceae. The record is from RefSeq and is a predicted model, not a curated record. The transcript is spliced from 4 exons.